Molecule: messenger RNA, 3492 nt
Organism: Chanos chanos (milkfish)
Lineage: Eukaryota; Metazoa; Chordata; Actinopteri; Gonorynchiformes; Chanidae
Gene: arhgef49
Product: Rho guanine nucleotide exchange factor 49
Exons: 6
Coding region: 1-3492 (1163 amino acids)
Biological process (GO): positive regulation of Rho protein signal transduction
Molecular function (GO): guanyl-nucleotide exchange factor activity
Source: RefSeq, a predicted model, not a curated record
AUGCCUGACGUGAAGGCCCCGCCAUGUGAAUACUCCCCGGUAGGCUCCCCUGCUGCCUGCAGCAUGGACCUGGAGCGUUGCCUCAGCGACCUGCCUGCUCCUCUGUCCAUCCUCACCCCCCCACUCUCUUCUUUCUCUCACCACACCAUGCCCCCGUAUCCUGGACUGGACAAACCUCCAGCAUGCAAUAAUAACAACUCCUUACUCACCAACUUGGGACUCAGAUACUGCUCCACCAGUAGCGUGCAUCCGUCAGUCCACCAUGAUGUUCCACAGGAUGGUGGGUUAGGAUGUUUCCAGCAGGGCUGCAUGAGUACGGGCAGAAGUCGGCUCUAUCACAGCAUGGAGAAUCUACACUGGACCGCAGUGUCUGAUUCAGGAGUUUAUGCCCUCAAUGCCCCAUGCAGGAGCGUGGACAGCGAGUUUAUUCUGCACUGCACCUCCCGCAGUCACUGGUACGGUGGACCUGGUGAGGGUGCGCAGGCCUAUGGCAUGAUGCCUUCCCCUGAUGGAAUGGCCUUCUACCCCAGACGAGGAUUUGCCAGAAAGGACUUACCCCUCUUCCCUCAGUGGCUCUUUCCGGCCGUGGAGGAUCUUGGUCUGAACGGAAAUGCCCGGAGGGGGUUGAGGGAGAAGCUCCGUCUCCAGAGCACACGUGUAACAGAGCCUCACAAGCCCCUGCGGCCUCAGGCUCCUCUGAGCAAUACCCCUCCACCAGCAUGGUCAUGUGACAAGGAAAUGGCACCUCGCCUCUGCCCACCGAGCUCCCCCGGGCUUUCGACCGGUCAGAGAGCCUUGUACGCCCGUCAGAUCACCAGUCCAGAGGAGAUCAAGCAAGAGGUGCUCCGCAGGCUGCAGCUCCGUCGCCAGAGAAGUACUCCUAACCUGGCCUUAAACUCCAGUCAGGAGCACAGCAACGUCAGCAAAUCCCAGACCUCUGACCCUGUCCUGGGGAACUCAGCGCAGUCCACACCCGAGCAGAAAAGACCUCCUGUUGGUCGUCUCCACAUUCCUACUUUUGAGGAAUUUAAGAAGAUGAGACAAAGAGAAAACAGCCAGAGCCAAGGUUUAUCUGCAACUCCGUCUAGUAGUGGUGUGGAAAGCGAAUGCCAAAGCAAAGAUGAAAACAGCGAAGAGAAACCUCAGACUGGAAGCAAGGAAACAGAGGAUGGGGUUAGGACAGCCCCAGAGGACAGGCCAAACAAUGGCGCCUCCAGUGAAACAGCCCAUCCCAAAGAAGAUCCGGUAGAGGGGGUGGCUGAGCCCACGUCUACUGAAGAGGACACAGCUGGGGCCAUAUGCACAGGCCCUGUGCCCCGCUCCCCCCUGCACUCCUUGGCUGUCCCAGCACAAGAUGAGCAGAAGGAGGAACCAGUGGGCUCCGGGGCCACAGAUGCAACUGCCCUCCCUUUACUUUCCCUUGGGGAGAGCGGCGAGGGCCCUUCCAGCUGCUGCCCAGCCAUCCUUCUGGAUGGCACUGACCUCUCUAGCUACGGAGCCAAGAUCUCCAAAAUGAGGGAUGGCUUCCUGGGUUCGGCUCUGGACCUUAUCAAGAAAAGCUGCAGUGCAGAGAUCGCAGCCGAGGCCCCCGUCAGUCUGUCACGUGAGAAAGACGACGGCGCUGACAUCACAGCUCCCCAACCCGUCCGUCAAUCUGCAGGCGUUGCUAUGACAAUGCCGGCCUGCAGAGUGGAGGCUUCCAUUGAGCCCAAAGGACGAGGGAUAGAGGAACCAACAGAAUGCCUCUCUGGACCGGGCUGCAGGCGCUCCAGCUCUGAUGCAGCCUAUGAGCUGGCCGAGUCGGUGAGGGCUCAGCGUGAGUGCCGCCUGCGCCCCCACUACAGCGACCCCAUGCCUGCUGAUGCAGCCAAACGCAAGCAGCUAGAGAUGAAGAUUGCAGCGGCGGCACGGUUUCACAGCCAGCGUAGAGACAGGGACACAGCAUCAGCACCAGUCAGAGGUCACUCUGAGCCCAGACAGGAGGGGAGGGCAGGGGGUCUGGGCGUGACACGUGCUGCACAGCACCGCUGGAGCACCAUCAGCAGCCUUAGCGCUGACAGUGGCGUGGUGGGUCUUAGCGAUGAGCGUGACGACGAAGACGAGCCGCGACGUGCCCGCCGCGGCAGAGGGGCUGAGGUCGAGCGGGUGGACAGUGGUAUCGGCCAGGGUCUAGCUCGCGGCUGGAAGAGACCCUCCGCCUCCCUCAAGGCCUGGGAAGCCCAGAGACCCUGCCCUGACUGUGGCCAGAGGGAAGGUGGUCGUGAGCAGGCCAUGUGUGAGCGCUGCUCGAAGCUUCGCACUGAGCGUAAGGAAGCCAUCUUAGAGUUCCUCAACACCGAGUCUAGUUACGGUGAGGACCUGCGUAUCAUCAAGGAAGAGUUCUACUGCCCCAUGCAGAGCGCAGGGCUUCUCACUGCUGAACAGCUGACUGUGGUCUUCAGCAACGUGCAGGAACUCAUUGAUGUCAAUGAGAGAUUCACUGAACACCUACAAGACAGCAUUGACCAAGCCUUUGAUCAGGGUGAUGAGGACCUGCUAACAGUGUGCAUUGGAGAAAUCUUCCUGGAGUUUGUCAACAUGCUGCCGGCUUUCCAGACAUACUGUCUGCAACAGUCGACCUCUGUUAACACGCUCAAUGCUCUAGAGAAAGAGAAGGAGCUACUAAGGAUAUUCCUGGAUGUGUCUCAGAAUGACAACACGGCGCUUAGGCGCAUGAACCUUCGCUCCUUCCUAAUGGCCCCUCUGCAGCGCGUGACCAAGUACCCACUGCUUCUGAGUCGCAUCAGCAAGGCCACUCCCGAAUGCCACCCAGAUUACCCUCGUCUUCGUGAGGCCAAGAGCCGUGUGGAGUCACACCUUGAACACAUCAACAUGAAGACCAAACAGGAGGGCACAGCCACGUGGUCUUUGCGUUCCUUCCGCCGCGACAGUCGCAAGAACAGGGAGGUCAUCAACAUCGAGAUAAGGGAAAUGUCCAUGAAGACCGUUGGCUGGGCUCGUGAGAACACGCGCUUCAUCAUGGAAGGGCCAUUACAGUUCUCACAGCCAACAGAUGGCCAGUGGGUUAAAAAGGGCAGUAAAUCUCUCAAGUUCCAAAACGUGCAGAGCUUGCUCAUGAUACGUACACAGCGGAGCAGUGAAGGAGGUUCCCCGGCUGAUGGUGGUAUCAAAGGAGAACAGCAAGAUCCCUUGGAGAUGGUGCGAGAUGGUGUGCUUGUGCUCAUCAAGGACAAAAGUAGUGGUAAAUUCACUGUGCUACGGGAACCCAUACGCCUGUGCAACUGUGUUGUGUCAGCUGACCCAGACUGUGAUGACACCUUUGAGGUGUUGGACAUCCGACGGGAGGCGUUUGUUUUCCGUGCUUCAGACAAAUCGCGCACGCAGCAAUGGUUCCACCAAAUCAAGAGGUAUGCCUGUGAUCUGGGACCUUGGAGAAAGAGACGCAAUGCACUCCCCAACAUUAUGAUUAACACAACCCCAAGUAGAUCUUGA